Messenger RNA from Topomyia yanbarensis, 2794 nucleotides. RefSeq names its product protein lozenge. Gene Ontology annotation, molecular function: ATP binding; RNA polymerase II cis-regulatory region sequence-specific DNA binding; DNA-binding transcription factor activity, RNA polymerase II-specific. Gene Ontology annotation, biological process: regulation of DNA-templated transcription. The record is from RefSeq and is a predicted model, not a curated record. The transcript has 7 exons. Lineage: Eukaryota; Metazoa; Arthropoda; Insecta; Diptera; Culicidae. Bases 879 to 2414 code for a protein of 511 amino acids. Gene Ontology annotation, cellular component: nucleus.
CGUAGCGAGACGAUUCUCACAGCUCAAGUUCAAGCUCUGAAGCUCCCUACUACUGCUACUGCUGCUGAGCCCUGCCCUAUACCUUAAAGAACGGUUCGGUGUGUCCAUUCGCGGUUUGAUGCGCGGUUUUAUCCGAAGAAGUGAAGUGCAGUGCUGAUUUUUUUGUGCGGAACAGUGUAUGCGGGGGUGGUGCAGGGGAACGCACCCGCCAGCCUGAAUGCGGUUAUCCUGAACUUGAACUGUGAUCGAUCGAUCGAAGGCCCCACCAAAGACUGUGGAGAAAGCUAUCUUUGGUCUGGUGGGGAAGUUAAUACGGUUUGACUUCCGUGGGUACGACCGCAAGCUUUCGGUUAGUUGUGACGGGUUUGUGCGUUGACAUGCGAAGCAACUGAAACAAUGGAUUUAAGUGAAAAUUUGAUAGCAUGAGAUAGUGAGAAUGUGUACAAAGCAGUGAAAAAUUGUCCAAGGCGUGUUCCUGGUUGAAAUUGAAAUAGUGGUUAGAGUAGUGUACGUGGGUGUGUGCGCGAAAAAACGUUCACCGUCGGUAUCUGGGUGUACGCAAUUAAAUCACGCAUAAAAGAGUUCCGUUCGUCGAUAUAGAUAUAGAUAUACGAUCUACUAGCGUCAGUUGACCACCGAAUAAACCCGCGCGCCGAGUGACUAAUAAUAAUCGAUUGUGUCAACAUUGAAUGGUGAGAGUGUGUGUGUGUAUGCAUAUUAACGAAGAAAUCGCGAAAGUAGUUAGUAUUCAUCACGGCGCACAGCCAGGUUUUGCAUCAAGUGAGUAAUACCACAACACGAUCGCUGUUGUUCGAUUCUGCUGUGAACUGCUUCGCGCAUAAAAAGCCUUCAAAAUUGCUCCGAAAACUUCGUUCCGAAUGCAUUUGCCCAGCGGUGGAACCACGGCAGCAGCGAUAACACCGGGCGGCACCAGCGCCAACGCAAAUACAGCGCCGACGGUCCCGACCGAGUGGGACAUCUACAAGGACGAGGAGAUGCUGGAACCGCCCGCCGGAAGUAACAACAAUGCGGAGAAUAGUUCGCCCAGCCCGGGCGGAACCGGCGAUUUGUGGUGGAUCGAACGGUUGGUGAUGGAGGCGCAGCAGGAAUAUCCGGGAGAGUUGGUGCGAACCGGUAGUCCAUAUUUCCUCUGUUCGGCGCUGCCGAACCACUGGCGAUCGAACAAGACGCUGCCGAGUGCCUUCAAGGUGGUGUCACUUGGGGACGUCUGCGACGGGACGAUGGUGACGAUCCGGGCCGGUAACGACGAGAACUUCUGCUCCGAACUGCGGAACUGUACAGCUGUGAUGAGGAACCAAGUGGCCAAAUUUAAUGAUCUCAGAUUCGUGGGCCGAAGCGGGCGAGGGAAAAGCUUUACACUGACGAUUACCGUUUCCACGACGCCUCCCCAGAUUACGACCUACGGCAAAGCUAUCAAAGUGACCGUGGACGGACCAAGGGAACCCCGCUCAAAAACCAAUAUGCCUCAACUGCGGCCUCCACCUCUGCACCGGUUUCUGGAACAGCCUGCAUUCAGCCACUUUCCGGCCCGGUUCAAUUCCAGCUCUAGCAAAGCCUCCCUCAAUACCUACAGUGCAAGUACAAAUCAUCACCACGGCAGCAACAGUGGCAGUUCCAGUCUGAACACCAGCGUCGAAUCAACCAGCGAUUACAAGCCGAACAUUACCCUGCCAGAUUACAGCAACGCGACAGAUUGGCCUAAUGGGCUGAAUUCAUCCACAACGGCGGCUUACGUUAGCAAUUAUUCGCCGAUUCAAACGACGCCGCCUUCCUACGGCGGAUACGAUCCAUGUCCGAUGGCGGAACACCCCAACUACAAUCUUCCAACAGUACUUCCAGAUACCGCUCAAACCUACCAGGAAUACUACAGUCUCCCACCGGCUUCCAGUUCAACACCGCACCAAGCCAUGUCCCAUGGGUAUGUAUCCAAAACAGCCGAUCUGGACGGUUCCUAUGGUCCCUACAGCCAAUGGGCGAACGGUUACGGAAGCUAUCAGUACAAUACCGCAUGUCCUCCACCGUUGCCCCCACCGCAACCACAGUAUCCUUCAACAGCACCGGCCAUGGUCCUUUGCCCACAAAUGUUCAGCACAGUCAAUCAGAACCAAAUCCAUGUACACCUGCAUGGCACCGGCAGUGAAAAACUCGAACAGUACCUUGGAGGUUCAGAGAACGGAUUUACGAUCAAUCCAAUUUCGACCGGGGGUACGCGACCCUCGGCGUCGGCCGUCGAAAUCGGUAUCGGCACCCACGACAACAGCAGCCUGAUGAGCCACGACGGCAGUCAACAAGCACAACAGCAGCAACAUCCUGGUGAUGUUGUUAGUGAUCCACAGGAGAGCCGCGAGGAAACGGUAACAGGCGAUCCGAGCAGCGUUUGGCGGCCCUACUGAUGCUACGAGUUUUAAGGGGGCUCUUCUAGACUGAUUUUAUUUCGGCGAGAUAUCUUUGUUUUCAACUGCAAAUGAACUAGAUUUACCCCAUUUGCCAAUGCAGAACCAAUCGCUCAAAUACUUUUGAUUGUAGGAAUAAACGUACUCUCUUUCUCUCUUUAAUUGUUUAGUAGCUAAUUUACGUAUAGGAUAAUUUAUGCGAGAUCUGUGUAAGAAUCGACAAAAUUUGUUAGUUGAAAAUAUUCCAGCGAUGCGGAAAAUUCCAUUAGCUGUAUUGAACUUGUUUCAUGUACCUACGUACCAAGCAGAUAGAAGUAGUAAGUCUUCUUUGAGGAACAAAAGGAAUGGUAGAAAAAUGUAAAAUUACAAAAUGAGCACAG